CCGCGCCCGCGCGUGCUCCUCGGGUCUGCGCGGAGCCGCUGUCGGCGCGCGCUUGGCGCCCGACUGAGACUGUGAGAGGCGGGCGGGAUCUCAGCGGCGCGGCCGCGGAAUCUGAGGAGGUUUGGGGCGGCGGCGCUCCAGGUCUGAAAGGCUCUGGCCAAACGGAGCCUGCGACCAAACGGUGCCCGCAGCGCCUGAGCUGAGUGAGGCCGAGGCCGGGAGGCUGUGCCCGGAGUAAGGCAAAAGAGAAUGAAAGACGUAGAUAACCUCAAAAGUAUAAAAGAAGAAUGGGUUUGUGAAACAGGAUCUGAUAAUCAACCUCUUGGUAAUAAUCAACAAUCAAAUUGUGAAUAUUUUGUUGAUAGCCUUUUUGAGGAAGCUCAGAAGGUUGGUUCCAAACGCUUGUCUUCCACUGAACAGAAGAAACAGGUAGAUGUAAAUAUAAAAUUAUGGAAAAACGGAUUCACCGUCAAUGAUGAUUUCAGAAGUUACUCCGAUGGUGCAAGUCAACAGUUUUUAAAUUCCAUCAAAAAGGGGGAAUUACCUUCAGAAUUACAGAGAAUUUUUGAUAAAGAAGAGGUGGACGUUAAAGUUGAAGACAAGAAAAAUGAAGUAUGUAUGUCUACGAAGCCUGUGUUCCAGCCCUUUUCAGGACAGGGUCACAGACUAGGAAGUGCCACACCAAAAAUUGUUUCUAAAGCAAAGAGUAUUGAAGUUGAAAAUAAAAAUAAUUUGUCUACUGUUCUGCUAAACAACUUAGAACCUGUUACUAAUAUACAGAUCUGGUUAGCCAAUGGGAAAAGGAUUGUCCAGAAAUUUAACAUCUCUCAUAGGGUAAGCCAUAUCAAAGACUUCAUUGAAAAAUACCAAGGAUCUCAAAGAAGUCCUCCAUUUUUCCUGGCAACAGCUCUUCCUGUCCUCAGGUUGCUAGAUGAGACACUCACCCUGGAAGAAGCAGAUUUACAGAAUGCUGUCAUCAUUCAGAGACUCCAAAAAACUGCUGCACCUUUUAGAGAACUUUCAGAGCAUUGAUUUUUGAUAGACUAAGUGGAGAAUUUGUGGAGAAAUGAUGGUUGUAAGUAGACAUGCAAACCAAAAUUGGGGACUGGAGAAGGCAGACUCACUACACUUUUGGUUCGAGUACUAUUAAACUCUCUCCUGAUGAGAUGUUAGAGAAGUACAAGUUAGGAAAGUAGCAUAUGACUGGAAACUAUAUUCAGUGCACUUUUUCCAAAAGGCUACUCAGAAAAAUAUACUUAUUUUCAAAUACCAAUUAUCAAGAUAUAUGAAAUAGGCAUAUUAUUUAGAAUCUUAAUGUGGUAUAAAUUAGCAAGUGUGUUCACAAUAUUAUUCAACCAUCAUUCCCAAACAGCAGGGAUUUAUUUAAAUGUUAGCUGUCUCAGAGUUUUUAAAUAGCUAAUAUGGCCAGGCACAGUGGCUCACGCCCAUAAUUCUAGGACUUUGGGAGGCCUAGGCAGGCAGAUCAUGAGGUAAAGGGAUUGAAACCAUCCUGGCCAUUAUGGUGAAACCCCGUCUUUACCAAAAAUACAAAAAGUAGUUGGGCAUGGUGGCACGCACCUAUAAUCCCAGCUACUCGGGAGGCUGAGGCAAGAGAAUUGCUUGAAGCCAAGAGGCGGAGAUUACCAAGUGAGCCAAGAUCUGCCACUGCACUCCAUCCUGGUGACAGAGCAAGACUCCAUCUCAAAACAAUAAA
Molecule: messenger RNA, 1714 nt
Organism: Sapajus apella (tufted capuchin)
Lineage: Eukaryota; Metazoa; Chordata; Mammalia; Primates; Cebidae
Gene: UBXN2A
Product: UBX domain protein 2A
Exons: 7
Coding region: 250-1032 (260 amino acids)
Biological process (GO): proteasome-mediated ubiquitin-dependent protein catabolic process; nuclear membrane reassembly; membrane fusion
Cellular component (GO): nucleus; cytosol
Molecular function (GO): ubiquitin binding
Source: RefSeq, a predicted model, not a curated record